GUCCAGCAGCACCACCAUGAAGACGUUUGUCGCCAUCGCCGUCGUUGCCCUGAUCGCUGGCUCCCUGGCUCUGACGGUCGAUCAGAAGAAGAAAGCCGAGGGAUACGCGGCCGAGUGCGUAAAGUCGACCGGCGUCCCACCGGAGACGGCCGCCAAGCUGAAGGGUGGAGACUUUGCCGGAGCGGACGACAAGACCAAGUGUUUCGCCAAGUGCUUCCUCGAGAAGGCCGGCUUCAUGACGGACAAGGGCGAAAUCGACGAGAAGACCGUGGUCGAAAAGCUGUCGGUGGACCACGAUAAGGCAAAGGUCGAGGGUCUGGUGAAGAAGUGCAACCGCAAGGAGGCGAACCCGUGCGAGACGGCCUUCAAGGCGUACCAGUGCAUCUACGCCGCCAAGGGUGCGCGAGACGUCCGCCACGACAGCAGCAUGAAGUUCUGCGCCGCUGCGAUUGUUCUGAUCGCCGCGAUCGCAAACGCCGCCGACGACGUGCUACCCGAUCUGAAGGACGUUGGAGAGAUCGCUAACGGCGAAGUGUACGCCCUGCAGUGUUUACUCGAAAGUGGUAUCAAACUGGAAUCGCUCACGGCCGGCGGCCUUGCGGCGAGCGAUUUGAAGGAUUUAGGGAAAGUCAAGUGCAUGGUGAGGUGUUUCUUCGAAAAGACGGGCUUCAUGGACAAGAAUGGAAAGCUCCAGCAGGACGCCAUAGUGGAGCAGUUGUCCCGGUUUACGCCCCGGGAGAAGGUCGAGGAGUUGGUGCGAAAGUGCAACUUCCAGGAGUCGGAUGCGUGCGAUACGGCCUACCGAGUGACGGAGUGUUACUUCCAGAGCAAGGCCGGCCUGUUCUAAGGGUGACGUUGGCGCAUUCCGCAGAGUGAUUGAUUUGUGAUCUUCGAAUCGUUUUAAAUAAAUUCCCACGGCACGACAGCUGAAUCGUGUGAGUUUGAGUGGGGCAUUUGCAAUCCU
This is a messenger RNA of Anopheles cruzii, 964 nucleotides long. RefSeq lists its product as uncharacterized. Lineage: Eukaryota; Metazoa; Arthropoda; Insecta; Diptera; Culicidae. The coding region runs from base 17 to 847 and encodes 276 amino acids. Gene Ontology annotation, molecular function: odorant binding. Gene Ontology annotation, biological process: sensory perception of smell. The transcript has 5 exons. The record is from RefSeq and is a predicted model, not a curated record.